AAGUUCUUUUUAUCUCAUCAAACACCUCCAAAUCUCAAAACCCCAAACUUAAACCCUAGAGAACAAAUUCUCUCUCUCCCUCUCCUUCUCAACACAUCAAUGGCGGACUUCCCGAUCUCACUGGACAAGGCGAAAUACUUCUUGCAGUCCCAGUAUCAUGACGAGGAAAAGUGGGCCCUUAACAUGAAAUUGCUGCGUGCUGCAGGUCUGUUUGCAGGAUCAAUUCUUUUAAUGCGGAGUUACGGUGAUCUGAUGGCCAUAUGAGCUUUUCUUAUGUGUUAGGACGUCCUAAUUAGCAAGUUCUGUAUGGUUCCUUUGUUGCUUAUGCGGAUUUAUUUGGCAUUUUGUUAAAUUACAGGUUUUCCUGUUUACCUUAGUUGUGGUGAUGUUAAUAACUUAAAAUGAGUUUCCAAGCAUAUGAGCAUGCUCUCUUGGAGAGUUUAGGACAUGAAUGAAAUUACAUCACUUUCAUAUACUGAAUGGUUUUUAUGAA
Messenger RNA from Prunus dulcis (almond), 493 nucleotides. RefSeq names its product mitochondrial import receptor subunit TOM5 homolog. Lineage: Eukaryota; Viridiplantae; Streptophyta; Magnoliopsida; Rosales; Rosaceae. The record is from RefSeq and is a predicted model, not a curated record. The transcript has 2 exons. Bases 100 to 264 code for a protein of 54 amino acids. Gene Ontology annotation, cellular component: mitochondrial outer membrane translocase complex; mitochondrion.